AUGAAAAAAAACAGGAAAAUACUAGUUGUAUUUCUAUAAAGCAAUAUUAAACUAAUCAGAUAGAACCUGCUUCAGAUUUAAAAUUUUAUGACUUAUGAUAGGCUUGAUAUGCCUUUAACAAAUGAUUUAGCUGAAUUCAGAUUAGAAACUGUUAAUGGCCUUUAAUGUAACUCAAAAGACAAAAUAAUUUUAGUUUAUAUAGCUUAUUUUUAUAACAUUUCUCUAAAUAUUAAUUAUUCCUUCAGCUUGAUGCUAUUGAGUGUCUAAAACAUAAUCUUAUAGGUUUUUAUUACUUGGACUUUUCAAAUGUUUAAAACCACACUUUAGCUCUAAGCAAUAAUGAAAACAUCAAUCCAAAAUUGA
Molecule: messenger RNA, 363 nt
Organism: Tetrahymena thermophila SB210
Lineage: Eukaryota; Ciliophora; Oligohymenophorea; Hymenostomatida; Tetrahymenidae
Product: transmembrane protein, putative
Exons: 2
Source: RefSeq, a predicted model, not a curated record